Cornus florida is the source of this 2790-nucleotide messenger RNA. RefSeq names its product subtilisin-like protease SBT3. Gene Ontology annotation, biological process: proteolysis. The record is from RefSeq and is a predicted model, not a curated record. Gene Ontology annotation, molecular function: serine-type endopeptidase activity. The transcript has a single exon. The coding region runs from base 130 to 2475 and encodes 781 amino acids. NCBI's taxonomy places the organism in Eukaryota, Viridiplantae, Streptophyta, Magnoliopsida, Cornales, Cornaceae.
UAAUACACGCUCAUCUCAAUUUCAACUAUCAUAGUAUCAUAUUUAUGCUUAUAUAUAGAGAUGCAAAAUAUAAACCAACUUACAGGUCCAAUUAUUGUCUAACCAAAGCUUCAAGUUUUGGAGGAAACAAUGAAGAUCGUUAAUGGGGUACCUCUUCUUCAUUUGAUCUUGCUUGCAUGGUGUCUUCUGGCUUUCCAGGCUAGAUCAGCAUCAGUUGGGAGGUCCACCUAUAUUGUCCACAUGGACAAGUCUCAAAUGCCCAAGAUCUUUGCUAGCUACAACCAUUGGUACUCCUCCACUGUUGAUUCCAUAAAAUCAGCAGGUCACACAUUAUCAAGCGGUCAUGAAUCCAACCCAGAGCUUGUCUACACUUAUGAUAAUGCUUUUCAUGGUUUCAGUGCAGUAUUGUCUCAAGAUGAACUAGAGACUCUAAAGAAUUCCCCUGGGUUUGUCUCAGCUUAUAGUGAUAGAGAAGUCACACUUGACACCACCCACAGCACUGAAUUCCUUUCCCUCAAUCAUGUCACCGGCCUAUGGCCGGCUUCAGAUUACGGCGAAGAUGUCAUCAUUGGUGUCAUCGACACUGGUGUCUGGCCGGAGAGCAGGAGCUUCAAUGAUAAAGGAAUGACUCCAAUCCCCUCUAGGUGGAAGGGUAAGUGUGAGGAAGGACAAGAGUUUAAUUCCUCACUGUGCAACUUGAAGCUCAUUGGAGCUAGAUACUUCAACAAGGGGAUUUUAGCUGCAGAUCCCAACAUUACAAUCAGUAUGAAUUCUGCAAGGGACACUGAUGGCCACGGCACACACACUUCCUCCAUAGCUGCUGGAAGCAUUGUGGAAGGCGCUUCAUACUUUGGCUAUGCAAAGGGAACAGCAAAAGGGGUUGCGCCCAGUGCUCGCGUGGCCAUCUAUAAGGUCAUUUUUAAUGAAGGGCGGAAAGCUUCUGAUGUCCUUGCCGGUAUGGACCAGGCGGUAGCUGAUGGCGUUGACGUGAUAUCAAUUUCAAUGAAUUUCGGACGUGGGAUACCUCUGUAUGAGGAUCCUAUUGCCAUAGCUUCCUUCGGAGCCAUGGAGAAGGGUGUGGUUGUUUCAGCUACAGCAGGUAAUAGAGGCGGUUCUCUCGGAGAGGUGCGCAAUGUGAGCCCAUGGGCCUUGACCGUCGCGGCAGGUACAAUCGACCGUUCGUUUGCUGGAACUUUGACUCUCGGAAACGGGUUAACCAUCACCGGAUGGACCCUGUUCCCUGCAAGUGCCUUGGUAUUAGAUCGCCCUCUUAUUUACAACAAGACUCUGUCUUCAUGCGAUUCAAGUGAAUUGUUGUCUGAAGCCCCUCAUGAUGUCAUCCUCAUAUGUGAUGAAACUCCAGAGUCAUCUUAUUAUCAAUUUUCUACUCAAUCUUGGUAUAUCUCACAGUCAAAUGUGGCUGCAGCUAUAUUUAUCAAAGAUGAUCCUGCAUUCGUUACCUCUGAUAAUGUUGAAGUAUUUGAAUCCAAUGAAUUCCCCUGUCCGGGAGUUGUUAUUAGUUCUAAAGAAGCCACAACUGUGAUCAAAUAUGCUGAAAGUGGAAAUACACCAACAGCGAGCAUCAAGUUCCAACAGACCAUUGUAGGAACAAAGCGUGCCCCUGUUGUUGCCUCGUUCUCUUCAAGAGGUCCUGCCGAGAGCUGUCCAGGCAUUUUGAAGCCGGACCUAUUGGCACCGGGGAUAUUAGUCUUAGCAGCAUGGAUUCCAAAUGGUCCGGCAAGUCAUAUUGGCUCAAAUAUUGGGUUGUCCAGUGAUUACAAUAUGAUAUCCGGGACAUCCAUGGCGUGUCCUCAUGUUUCUGGCAUCGCUGCGCUCUUAAAAGGCGCACAUCCGGAAUGGAGUCCAGCUGCUAUUAAGUCUGCCAUGAUGACCACAGCCAACCCACUUGACAACACUCACAAUCCUAUCCGACACAAUAGCUUUAAUGGCGAAGCUACACCUCUAGCCAUGGGAUCAGGUCAUGUUGAUCCUAACCGAGCGCUUGAUCCAGGUCUUAUCUAUGAUGCUACUCCACAGGAUUAUGUGAAUCUCAUAUGCUCAAUGAACUUCACUAAGAAUCAAAUCUUGACCAUCACAAGAUCAAACAGUUACAGUUGUUCAAACCCGUCGUCUGACCUCAAUUAUCCAUCCUUUAUUGCUUUCUACGCUGAUGAAAAGGAUAUAGUACUGGUUAAGAAAUUUAGGAGGACAGUCACGAAUGUUGGCAACGCCAUGGCCACUUAUAAAGUUCAGGUUGAAGCACCAAUGGGUUCUGUUGUCACAGUCUCGCCAAAGACAAUGAUUUUUAAGAAGAUGUAUGAGAAGAAGAGUUACUCUUUGACCAUCCGUUAUAUGAAGAACGAGACUUACACGGCCGCCAAAUUUGGUUAUGUAAUUUGGGUGGAAGAUGGUGGUAAGCACAAUGUGAUGAGUCCUAUAGUGGUCUCACCUUUUAUUUGGAAUGACCGUGUUUGAAUUGUGCCAUGGCAAGUGCAUGAAUAGUGAAAAUAAAGCUUGUAUUAUGAGGACAUAAAAAAUAGGGAUUAUUACAUAUAAAUGAGGUUAGGGCUUCAUAUUUACUAAGAGGCUGAGUCAAAGUCAAGUAUUUCUCUAAAAUGUGUUUGACCCAAAAGCUGAGGUGGCACAUGAAAAAAUACUGUUUAUAAUGUGUGUUACCUAAAAUGCCCUUCUUCCUAUUUUAUGUGUUGCUUAAAAUGCCCUUUUCUAUAAUGACCUAAUUGUAAGCCCUAAAGCGCCUCUUUCAUAUUCCAUUCGUGUAGGCAGGCCUCA